AUGGGACGUAUGUCUGAUCGACAGCCCUCUGUGAUACCCUUUCAGCUCGUCCCUGGUGACCGCCUUAACAUUGCCCUUGGAUGUGCUAUCUACCUCGCUUUAACUGGCAGUAGUGAGGUUAUCAACAACAAGUUCCUUCGAAAGAACCUCCAAGCUUAUACAUCUUGGAAUUGGGUUCUGAUAGUAUCGAGAAUACUACUAAGGCAAGAGCAAUGGGAUCCUUUUCUGCUAUCGAAUAGCUUCGGUGUGUGUAUGGCCUUCCGCACUGCUGGAGCUAGAGGCUUGACGGAAAUGAUGAGGCAAAAGAUGGCUCUUAGAGGCGUUAAGUUGACCAAACUCCAAUUCGCGGCUAUGGACCACUGGGUCCAUACAGUGCCCGUAGUAUUGAUGAUGUUCCUAGUCAUUAGAUCAGGUCGUAGACCUCUUAUGACCAAUGGUAUAGUAGGCAUCAUGGCACAGAUGUUUUUCGCCUACUCCCAAGCUGGCACAUUGAAUGUCGCUGAGCUAUACAUGCCUCACCCUGCCAAAAGGGCCUGGCUGGCUAGUCUGUUGGGGCAGCUCUUGGGGCCUCUGCUCGCCACAGCUAUCGUUGACAAGAAAUGGAAAAAGGCUGGUGCAAUUUUUUUGAUUAUUUUACUUCCCUGGCUCAGCGCCUCGUUGGAUCCUAAAGUGAAAAAGAAAUACUAUAACCCGCUUAUGGCACACAUAGCCAAAGUAAAGGAGGAUAUGCAGGAAAAAGAACGUCGUCGUAGUGCAAGGAAUGCUAUGGCUCUUGGGUUCUCCCUGUUGGGGCCAGGCUCGAAGGGCUAUUCACCAGCCGGCAGUGAUGGGAGUGCUUCCUCUUCUGAUAGUGAGGAUCAUGAGGAUGCGGUCACGGCGGCAUCUAAGAGGGUAGCUAGUGUACCACAGGGUCUACUACGGAGUAGCAUGAGGAGGUGAUCAGCCAUUAAAGAGUCGUUGGCAUGAUAUUGUAUUUGAAGUUUCUUAUGGGCA
Molecule: messenger RNA, 993 nt
Organism: Perkinsus marinus ATCC 50983
Lineage: Eukaryota; Perkinsozoa; Perkinsida; Perkinsidae
Exons: 8
Coding region: 1-939 (312 amino acids)
Source: RefSeq, a predicted model, not a curated record